Molecule: messenger RNA, 666 nt
Organism: Suillus discolor
Lineage: Eukaryota; Fungi; Basidiomycota; Agaricomycetes; Boletales; Suillaceae
Exons: 2
Coding region: 1-666 (221 amino acids)
Source: RefSeq, a predicted model, not a curated record
AUGGAGGUCAUUGACAUCCCUUCUUCCCCCGAACUACUUCCUACGACAUCCAGAGUAACUCGUAAUCAAAGUCAGCAGCCUCGGUCGCAAAAGCGAAGGAUACUACCGCGACCGCCACCAGUACCAAGUCUAUGGGCUGAAGAAAUCAUCGAAAUAACAGACUCUGAUAGUGAACCCGAAUAUAAACCGAUGUCCCCGGAAAAGAGGCGCUCAGUCAAAACACAUGCAGUACCAGGUCCUUCGAACUUGCCGGUUAUCGGGGCGCCUCUUGAUGGCUUGCUUGAGGGUGCAGCUAUUCCGGCUGCCGGAUCAUCUCAGAAACAUCUUCGCAAAGACAGAAUCGCUUCCGCUCCGCUGUUUUAUUCAGAUGAUGAGGAUGCAGAGCUACAACAACGGAGCUCAAGCGCUCAUGAUCGACCGAUGAUUACUUUGGCACUGCCCAAAGUUCUGAAACGUUUGGCCGUCUCUGCACAAAAAGGUCGGCCAGAGGAUGGUCUUCCCGUGUCUCAUCGACUACACAAUCCCAGCAUGGAUGGAGGAGAUUGCCUCUCAGCAGAACCUCAAACUUUCACGCCAAAUAUCUCAUUGUCAUGGCAGACACUCGCGCCAACAUCCUACUCGCUUACACCCGCGAUGAGCACCAGUUCUCACAUUGACAAGUAUUGA